Molecule: messenger RNA, 2115 nt
Organism: Dictyostelium discoideum AX4
Lineage: Eukaryota; Evosea; Eumycetozoa; Dictyosteliales; Dictyosteliaceae
Gene: grlK
Product: G-protein-coupled receptor family 3 protein 10
Exons: 2
Coding region: 1-2115 (704 amino acids)
Biological process (GO): G protein-coupled receptor signaling pathway
Cellular component (GO): plasma membrane; membrane
Molecular function (GO): G protein-coupled receptor activity
Source: RefSeq, a predicted model, not a curated record
AUGAUAAAAUUAAUUUUAUCAAUAAUUUUAAUAAUAUGUUUUAUUAUUAAUUCAAUUGAAAGUUUUAAAAUGAUAACUUUAACAACUGGACCACCAAGUGAUUUGGGUUGGAAUAAUAUGAUUAAUCUAGGUAGAAUUGGUGUAACUAAAGCAAUGGAUAUUGAAGAUUCAAGAUUAUUUGUAGUUUCUGGAAGAAAUGAUACUUAUGAGUUAUUAUUACCAAUCAUUCAAAAUGAUGAUAUUGAUUUAGUAAUUUGUUCCAGUCUUGACCAUGGCGAUGCAUGUAAAGAAAUUGCUGCAAUGUAUGUCAAUAGUACAGAGAUUAAAACUCAAUUUCUAGUAAGAGGUAGUGGAGCAACAACCAAGAACUUAAUUCAAUUCACUUACAACUACGCAUCGGUGAAUUACCUCAGCGGCAUGUUUGCAGGCUUGCAAACCAAAACCAACAAAAUUGGCUUCAUCUCACCUGGCAUCACUGCAGGCGCCAGUGAUUGUUUUGUGUAUGCUUUCUGGCUCGGUGCUAAAAGUGUUAAUCCAAAUAUCAAAUUCUACUACUACAACAUCGGUAGCUACCUAGACAAAGACAAGACCAAAGGCGCCGCCGAGAAUCUCAUCGAUGUCUACGACUGUGACGUCAUUGGUGAUACAUUGGACGACUUCACCGCCAGCAAUGUGGCGAUCUCCCGUGGCAGAUACGCCAUUGGCACAAACGGGUUCCCACAGAGGGAUGUGUAUGGCGAGAAUGUAGUUUAUACAUAUGCAUACAAUUGGACUAAAUAUUUCGUUCCAAUCGCAUCUGCUGUUAAAAAUAAAAUUCCACCAAGCAAAUGGUAUGCUGAUUUUAAUAAAGAUAAUAACCUAAGUUUGUACGACCUUAGUUUUGGUUUCCAAGUUUCAGCAGAGACUAAAUUUAAAAUUAUAAAUCAAACUAAAUCAUUUGCAUCCUAUGUCAGAACUCUUCAUCCAUACUUUUGUAAUGAAUAUAUGGAAGGAUACACUCAAAAAUAUAAUUUAACAAGACAACCAAACACAACAAACUGUAUAACUACCACCGGUUUCAUUGGUAUAGAUGCUCCAGUUGGUGAUAUGAAUUAUUUAGGAAAUUAUACAAUUAAAUUUUCAAAAGUUGAAUUCCAAAGAUCAAUACAAAUUGGAUUUUCAAUUGUGUCGGGAUUAUUAAUUGGGUUUGUAAUUUUAAUGAUGAUUGGUAUUGUUAAAUAUCAAGAUACACCAUCGAUUCGUUCAGCAAGUCCAUCUUUCUUAAAUCUUACAUUAUUGGGUGGGGUAAUUAUUUUUAUUGGUAUUAUUGUUUGGGUUGCACCAAUUAGUACACAUCAAUGUAAUGCAAGAUUUUGGUUGGUUACAAUUGGAUUUUCAACAUUGAUUGGUAGUUUGGUUGUGAAAAAUAUUAGAAUUUGGUUAAUAUUUGAUAAUCCGGAAUUAAAGAUACGUACAAUUACAAAUAACCAAUUAUACCCAUGGGUUGGAUUAUGUUUAGUAAUUAAUAUUGUAUUGAUGUCAAUUAUUACAACGGUGGGUGAUUUAAAGGCAAUCGAAGCACAGGGUAUUGAUUCGUUGGGUAAAUUUGAGUACAUGACAAUUUGUAAAAUGAAUUAUACUGGUGCGGCUACUUUGUAUUCGAUAUUGGCUUAUUUCGGUACACUUUUAUUGGUGGGUGUAUUUGUGUCAUGGAAAAUUCGUAUUGUACAUAUUGAGGAGUUUAGUGAAUGUACAGCAAUUGCCAAAACUUUAUAUUCAAUUAGUUUUUGUUUAUUCGUUAUUGUACCACUAAUGAUAUCACCACAAGAUAAACAAUCUGAAACUAUCAUACUUUGUGUUACUGGUAUUUUCAUUACAACUGGUGCUUUGUUAAUCUUUUUCUUACCAAAGUUUUGGAGAAUAUUUGGUAAUGAAAAACAAGGAUCACAUGAACAUUUCACUCAAAGAAAACAAUCAGCUGUUGCCUCUGCUCGUGCUGAAAGUGCAAAUCGUAACAAUAGUUCAAAUAGUUUUGGUUUUUCAAAAUCUUCUGCUCAAAUUGGAAAUACUAUAAGUGGUAUUGAAAGUUUAAAUGAUGAUUCAAAUGAAUCUUCAUUAUCAAAUGAAACUAAAUAA